AUGAUUAUAUUAAUAUACUUAUGGAUUCUGAGUUGCCUAGUAUCAAGCAGAGGUGAUUUAAGAGAUUUACCAGGGUUCAAAAUGUUUGAAAGUUGUAUAGAACCACCAUCGAGAUGUCCAAACCCAAAUAUAACAUUCCACUUAUAUACAAGGGAAGCGGACAACUAUAUACUAGACUUCACGAAGCCGGAGACCUUGUUGGAAGCUCCUUUUGUGCCGCACGCACCCAUCAAGCUGCUCAUACACGGUUACACGGGUCACAAGGACUAUUCACCAAACACCGAGCUCAGACCAGCAUACCUUGCAUACCAAAACCUGAACGUGAUAUCUGUGAACUACAAGGAGCUGGUGCAACCACCGUGUUACGUGCAAGCAGUGCACAACGUUCCACUGGUGGGCAAAUGCACAAAGAUGCUACUGUUGAGGCUGUUCAGAUUGCGACCGGACCUGUACCUCCGUGACUUGCACGUGGUCGGAUUUAGCUUGGGCGCUCAAGUGGCCGGCCACGUCGGGCGGCUGAUGAACUGCACUAUCCAGCGGAUAACCGGUCUAGACCCAGCAUCCCCGCUAUUCGACACGUUCUUGCUCAGCAACGAAGUGUUGGAUAAAUCGGAUGCAUUGUUUGUGGACGUAGUGCACAGCAACAUAGGCUUCAAAGGAAAAAUGGCCCCACUAGGUCACUUGGACUUUUACGCCAACAAUGGCAUCGCACAACCUGGCUGCGGCACAAAUACGUCGUGCAGUCAUGUGCGGGCUGUUGAAUAUUUCGCAGAGUCAAUAAGCAGCAAAACUCAGUUUUUGGCCGUCAAGUGUAUAAGCUACAUAAUGUACAAAUUGAAAUUUUGCAAGACGUCUGAAACAUCACCAUUAAUAGUCAUGGGCGAACAUGUGAACAGAACCCAAAAAGGAAUUUACUAUUUUAUGACUAACAGUAAACCGCCAUAUGCACAAGGAAUGGAUACGUAUGAAAAGAAAAAAACAACAAACACAUCAUCAACAACUGGCUCAUCAUCACAAAUUGACCAAAACGACAUACCUUUGACUGACCCAUAA
Molecule: messenger RNA, 1053 nt
Organism: Macrosiphum euphorbiae (potato aphid)
Lineage: Eukaryota; Metazoa; Arthropoda; Insecta; Hemiptera; Aphididae
Source: the annotation of a GenBank genome assembly